GGCAGGAGCCCGGCGCCCUGCUGACUUCGGGGAACCGGAGUCCGGAGCGCUCUCCGGGUGUUCGAGGGCCCGAUCGCGAGGCCGCGGCCGCGGAGAAGGCAGCAGGUGCGCCGUCCGGCGGGAGCGCGGCGGCCCGGGAUGCGGACGCCGGUGGCGAUGACGGUGGGCAUGGUAUUCGCGCCCUGCGGGCUGCUGCUCAACCUGACCAGCACGCUGACGCCCGGCUGGCGGCUGGUGAAGGGCUUCCUCAACCAGCCGGUGGACGUGGUGCUCUACCAGGGCCUGUGGGACAUGUGCCGCGAGCAGAGCAGCCGCGAGCGCGAGUGCGGCCAGCCCGACGACUGGGGCUACUUCGCGGCCGAGCCCGUGCGCGUGGCGCGGGGGCUCAUGGUCACAUCGCUGGCCAUCACGGCCCUGGGGCUGCUGCUGGCGUCGCUCGGCGUGCGCUGCUGGCAGGAAGAGCCCCGCUCCGCGCUGGCCGGCCUCUCCGGCUUGGUGCUCUUUGCCGCGGGCCUCUUCAGCCUCAUCCCGGUCUCCUGGUACAACCACGUCUUGGGGGACCGCGCCGUCCUGCCCGCCCCGUCCAGCCCGGUCACGGUGCAGGUCAGCUACAGCCUGGUGCUGGGCUACCUGGGCAGCUGUCUGCUGCUGCUGGGCGGCUUCUCGCUGGCACUCAGCUUCGCGCCCUGGUGCGAGGAGCGCUGCCGUCGCAAGGCGCCCUCGGGCGGCCAGCGCCGCAGCAGCAUCAGCACCGUGCACGUGGACUGGCCCGAGCCCGCGCUCACGCCCGCCAUCAAGUACUACAGCGGGGGCCAGCACCGGCCGCGGCCCGCCGACCUCAGCGCCGCCGGCCCGGCCAAGGUGGGCUUCCCCAUGCCGCGGCCGCCGCCCAAGGCCCACAGCGACCCGGAGGAGGACACGCUCGACGGGGAGAAGGCGGCCGACUCCCACAGCGCCUCCUCGCGCAGCACCCGGCUCUGCCACGGCUCGCUGCCCUGCGACUCCGACCUGUAGGCGGCGCCCCGCAGCCUGCUCUGGCCAGACGCUGUCUGGGCGAAGGACUCUCGCCACCAGGGGCCGACCAUGAACUUGUCUGUUACCUGGCCCCUGGAAACACCUGCCUCGGAGGCGAGCCCCGGACGCGUUCCUGUAACUCGU
Equus quagga is the source of this 1158-nucleotide messenger RNA. RefSeq names its product claudin 23 (gene CLDN23). Gene Ontology annotation, cellular component: plasma membrane; bicellular tight junction. Gene Ontology annotation, biological process: bicellular tight junction assembly; cell adhesion. The record is from RefSeq and is a predicted model, not a curated record. Gene Ontology annotation, molecular function: structural molecule activity. NCBI's taxonomy places the organism in Eukaryota, Metazoa, Chordata, Mammalia, Perissodactyla, Equidae. The transcript has a single exon. Bases 139 to 1014 code for a protein of 291 amino acids.